AUGGCUUUGAUGGCCCCUUCUGGGUCUCGCACUGCGUGCAAAUCCAACCCUUGUCGAUCCAGUGCGGCCAUUUUGGCUGUCGUUGUCGUCCAACUUCAUCGUCGACUUGUAGCUGACAACGUCGCUUGCAAGGCCCUACCUAGCGGUUCUCACAUCUCGAUUCCGGCAAGGGAAGCCACAGAACCAGGAGGCAGAUCCUACUAUGCUGUCACGGCCCAAGGGUUGACGGACCCAGGCAAUAGCAACCGGUUCGUAGUGUUGCUGCGAUACUUCGUAAACGACUUUGUGGUCCUGGAGAAACACCAACUUCACAUUGGCGAGCUCCAGGCUCCACCCUCUCGGCCCCUCCUCAACGAGACGCGAGCCACAACCAGGACUCCUGCUGGGCUCAUUGCCCCGCACUUGGCCGUUUCCUCCACACAUGGGAACGUCGUCAUAGGACCUUUCGGACAAGUCUCUUUGGCGGGGUUGGGCCCUAGAGGGGACAAGGCAAUAUCCAAGGAGGAGUGGGAGGAUCCAGCAGCACAGGAACCCGGAGCCACAACAAAUGAAGAGUCUCCGUGGACUCUGGAGAGAGAGAAAGUUCCAAAAGUCCAUAUCUGGGUUUCCCUGAGACUCUUUGCCUAUCCCAUGGACGGUGAGAUGCGCAAAAUCCCUCUGCUUUCCCCUUUUCUCUCACCCCUUCUCUGCUGUUGGCCGCCCGCAGCAGGGCACGCGCCAAGGCAAGCCGCAAGCCACGGAAGCUCUGACCAUUGA
This is a messenger RNA of Colletotrichum abscissum, 756 nucleotides long. RefSeq lists its product as uncharacterized. The record is from RefSeq and is a predicted model, not a curated record. Bases 1 to 756 code for a protein of 251 amino acids. The transcript has 2 exons. Lineage: Eukaryota; Fungi; Ascomycota; Sordariomycetes; Glomerellales; Glomerellaceae.